Messenger RNA from Neltuma alba, 1431 nucleotides. Its product is annotated as 50S ribosomal protein L21, mitochondrial. Gene Ontology annotation, biological process: translation. The transcript has 5 exons. NCBI's taxonomy places the organism in Eukaryota, Viridiplantae, Streptophyta, Magnoliopsida, Fabales, Fabaceae. Gene Ontology annotation, molecular function: RNA binding; structural constituent of ribosome. Gene Ontology annotation, cellular component: ribosome. The coding region runs from base 34 to 870 and encodes 278 amino acids. The record is from RefSeq and is a predicted model, not a curated record.
CCCCAUAAACCUAGACGAGCUUCGAACGCGUACAUGGCGAAUAGGCGGUGUCUGCAAGCUUUAACGCGCCAGGCAUCUGCAUUUCUCUCUACAAAUCCAUCUCUGCAGUCGCUCACUAUCCCGGCCACCCUGCCAAACCCACCUCUGAACACCCUCACUUCAAGCUUCUUUGACAUCCUCACCGAUACCAGACCCAAUAGCAGGUGUGGGCAACGGUCCCACUCCUGCUAUUUCUCUUCCAGUACACAAGAUCAUGACAGCAACAAAGGUAUAGAAGCCGAAGACGAUAGUGAUGGAGAUGAAGAAGCAGAAGAGUGGGAGAGCAGCGAUGAUGAGGAUGUCCUGGAGUCGAGUGGGGCUACUGGGAAUAGAGAGUAUACGGCAGAAGAAAAGGAAGCAGAGGCAGAAGCAAUUGGGUACAAAGUGAUAGGACCUCUUGGCAAGAAUGAACAGGUUUUCAAGCCAUACGAGCCAGUCUUCGCUGUUGUUCAGAUCGGAUCACACCAGUUUAAAGUAAGCAACGGCGAUAGCAUUUUUACUGAAAGACUGAAAUUUUGCGAAGUGAAUGAUAAGUUGAUUCUUGAUAAAGUUCUGUUGCUUGGCUCUCAAAGUCAGACAAUUGUUGGCAGACCCAUCCUGCCAGAUGCAGCAGUUCAUGCUGUUGUUGAGGAGCAUGCAUUAGAUGCAAAGGUGAUUAUUUUUAAGAAAAAGAGAAGAAAGAAUUACCGUAGGACCAAAGGACAUCGCCAGGAAUUGACGAAGUUAAGGAUAACUGAUAUUCAAGGAAUUGAGAAACCUGAAAAAAUUGUGGCUGAAGUGCCUUCAAAAGCUGCUAAGAAGAAACAGGAAAAGGUUGCAGUUCCUGCUUAAGGAAGGUUUACUCAGUUGCUUUUGAGGCAACCCAGAAAUCUCAACGAGUUUUGACAGUGUGAUGCAAUUUAUUGAGCAUAAAUGUAUUUUGGAUAAGCUCCAUUUACACCUCAAAAGUUACUUUAGACGGAAAUUCUGAGCAUCCAUUCUGCAGGCAGGUUUUAUGGGUUUGUUUCAACAGAAUUUUCUCCCUACAAUGUUAUAUUUUAGUUCUAUGUGUGAACACUAUUGAUUCUUAGACCGGAUUUGUGGUCUAUAGAAAUCUCAUGUUAACUCCUAUAUUUUACGGUUGAUUUAGUCAUGAUACUAUGUGUCGUGCAUGUACUGACAGUCACCUUUAGAAAUAAACUGUCCAUAUUUCGUCUUCCAUCUCUCAUACAGGGCAGAAAGAAAACUGUAUUGAGAAAACCCUGAGAUGCAUUGUGGUGUUUACAUGGUAAGCAAUGUCUUGAUCCAUACUGGUCAAAUUAUUCUUUGUUUUGUGUGCCUAGAGAGCUUGGUAAGUAGAAUAGAAUGAAACAGAAUGGAAGAACAUUUAAGUUGGAAGAAAAAUGUUGUAAA